Molecule: messenger RNA, 1668 nt
Organism: Sclerotinia sclerotiorum 1980 UF-70
Lineage: Eukaryota; Fungi; Ascomycota; Leotiomycetes; Helotiales; Sclerotiniaceae
Exons: 4
Coding region: 1-1668 (555 amino acids)
Biological process (GO): transmembrane transport
Molecular function (GO): transmembrane transporter activity
Source: RefSeq, a predicted model, not a curated record
AUGGCAUUCAUAACUGAACCACAACCAGUUCUUCAAAAACCGGGAUAUUCAAGAAGAGGAACUGAUGAAAGUGUGAUUGAUGAUGGGAUGAAGGGAAAAUUGAGAAGAGAUACUAUUAGUGGAAAAUUAAAGUUUUGGUCUGGAAGUAAUGCAGUUGGGAAUGGAAAUGGAAGUGGAAAGAAAAUGGACGACUGGACAUUAAAAACGGAUGUAGAAUAUGAUAAAGAUUUCGAUAUGGCAAAGAAUAUGGAGGAAUUGGAAGAUCUCAAGUUGAGUCAUGAUUCUAGUGCUGAUCCUUUGAAUUGGUCACCUCAACGUAAAACCCUCUCGUUCUUCACUCUAUGUCUCGCUUUCUCAAUAGUAGGCAUGCAGCGUCUAAUGUUUGCGUCGGUAAAUGCGGGCAUCACAGCACAGUUUUCUAUCUCUUCUACUCAAACGGCUACAUUAACAGGAAUUGCAUUCAUCUUCUCAGCAAUUAGUAGUCCAUGUUGGGAAAUGUUAAGUAUGAAGGUGGGAAAGAGGUUGAUUUUUAUAUUUGCUGCGGCUUUCAUGUUGAUCGGUGGUUUAUGGAAUAUGCAUGUUAAGAGUUAUGGACGAUUUUUGAUAGGAAGAAUGAUGCAGGGAGUGGGAUGGGGAGCAUUUGAGGGAUUGAUUGGAGAGGCAGUGGGAGAGAUGUAUUUUGAAUCACAACUCCCUAUCCGUCUAACCAUCCUCUCAACAAUCGAUAUUUUCUUUACCUGGGGAACUCCUAUUAUCGGCGGAUACCUCAGCCAAACAAUCUAUGGAUACGGAAAUCAAAUCAUGAUCAUGAACAUCAUCCAAACAAUUUCAAUCCUCCUUUUAAUCCUCGCUUUCCCAGAAACAUCCUUCAAUCGAACAUCUCAUCCAACACCUCCAUUAUCUCCACCUACAAGAACAUUUCAAACCUGGCUCAAAACCUUAAAUCCAAUACCAUAUCAUGGAAAUCCUACCAAAGAAGAAUUAUCCCGACCAAUAAAAGGACUCAUCUCUCCAAUCACUCUUCUCACAUUCAUCUUAUCUUCCUUACCUAUCGCAUCAUCUUACGCCUUCUCACUAAAUCUCUCAUCUUUCCUCUCCGGGUCCCCUCUGUUCAUUUUCCCAAGCCAAGUAGGAUAUAUAUUCCUCGGACCCUUUCUCCUAUCCAUCCUAUCCUAUGCCAUCCUAUCCAUCAUCUCACCGCACAAACCCAACCUUCCUUCCUCCGAAAAACCAAACCCAAGCCCAAAAACCCUCCAAGCAAAAGCAAAAGGAAAAGGCUCACCAAUUAGCGCCCUGCGUAUCGCUAUCCCAGGACUCAUUCUCUUCGUUACAGGAACCAUCGCAUUCACCCAAUAUAUAUCCACAACCCUCAUACCCAAAGCCAUGGAACUCAGUCCUACAGUUUUUGUUACCUCAAAUUCAGAUACAAAUGUUAGUUUACGAGUUACUAGUCUCGUUUUCGAAGGAGGUAUGGGAAAUGAGAUGGGUGGUGUGAUGGGGUUGAAGGAUACAGGUCUGGGCGUGGGCGUUUUUGGGUUUGUGGGGGGUGUGGGGGUGGUGGCGGGUUUGUGGAUUAUUGGGGGGAGGGGUGGAAGGGGGGAUUGUGAGAUGGGGGUGGGGAUGGGGAGGAGGGGUGGUGGUGAUGAGGGGAGGAGGUUGGGGGUUUGA